AUGCAUAAAUCAGGUAAAAGAUAUUCGGAAACCGCUGCAAAGGUUGCUGCUGGUAGAGCCAGAAAGAGAAAGCAAGCCUAUGAAAAGGAAAGAGCUGAAAGGGAAAAGGCUGCAGAGGAAGAAGCUAAGAAAUGGGAACAAGGUGCUCGUGAACCAAAUCAAAAGAAGCUAUUAGAAGACAAAAAAAGCAAGAGAAGUUAA
This is a messenger RNA of Naumovozyma dairenensis CBS 421, 201 nucleotides long. RefSeq names its product Lso1p (gene LSO1). The record is from RefSeq and is a predicted model, not a curated record. The transcript has a single exon. Bases 1 to 201 code for a protein of 66 amino acids. NCBI's taxonomy places the organism in Eukaryota, Fungi, Ascomycota, Saccharomycetes, Saccharomycetales, Saccharomycetaceae.